This is a messenger RNA of Elaeis guineensis (African oil palm), 1846 nucleotides long. RefSeq names its product plant UBX domain-containing protein 10. Gene Ontology annotation, biological process: ERAD pathway. The record is from RefSeq and is a predicted model, not a curated record. Gene Ontology annotation, molecular function: ubiquitin binding. NCBI's taxonomy places the organism in Eukaryota, Viridiplantae, Streptophyta, Magnoliopsida, Arecales, Arecaceae. Gene Ontology annotation, cellular component: endoplasmic reticulum.
AGAAAUUAUAUCAGAGGGCUGGCGCUUUGCUUGCCGCUGGUCUUCUCAAGAAAAAACGCCCACUUCUCUUCCCCCGUAACCUCCUCCUUCCCCUCUCCUUUUCUUUUCGCUUUCGCGAAGAAGUCCUUCCUCCUUGGUCCGCCCGCCCAAACCCUAACCCCACGGGACCCAGCGAUCGUCGCCGAGGUAUCGAGAACCGGCCAUGGCGGAGAGCCUCGAGGACAAAUUGGUCUAUUUCCAGGCCAUCACCGGCCUCGAGGACCCCGAUCUCUGCACCGAGAUUCUCUCCGCCCACAACUGGGAUCUCGAGCUCGCCAUCUCCGCUUUCACCUCCUCCUCUAUCAAUCCCUCCCCCAAUUCCUCCUUCUCCGCCCCCGCCGCCAGUGGCAGUGAUCCCAAUCUGACCGAGUCCUCCCUUGCCCGCCAUGAUUCCAGCGACCCCGCCCCGCCAGGCCUCGCCUGGAAGCUCAUCACCCUCCCCUUCUACGUCGUCUCCGGUGGCGUCGGCCUCAUCACUGGAGCCGUCGGCCUUGGCGUUUGGAUCGCUGGCGGCAUCAUCUCCCGCUCCCUCAACCUUCUCGGCCUCGCCGCCUCCCGUGGGCCCGAGGCCGACAGGCUGGUCCCCCUCUCGGCGUCCGCGGCCGAGGCCGCGGACUUCGUCGUGGCCUUUGAGAGGGACUUUGGAGGGGCCGGUUCUGGGGUUCGGUUCGUGUUGGAGGGUUUCAUGGACGCCCUCCAGCGGUCGCAGCAGGAGUAUAAGCUUUUGUUCGUGUACCUGCACUCGCCGGACCACCCGGACGUGCCGGCCUUCUGCUCGGAAUGCCUGUGCACGGCUCCGGUCGCAGAGUUUGUGAACGAGAACUUUGUGGCUUGGGGCGGGAGCAUUAAGAGGACAGAAGGGUUCAAUAUGAGUAACAGCCUCAAGGCAUCUCGUUUCCCUUUCUGUGCCGUUGUCGUACCCUCUGCCAACCAGCGCAUUGUGCUCCUUCAGCAGAUUGAGGGACCCAUAUCUUCUGAAGAAAUGCUUGCAAUCCUUCAGCGAGUCAUAGAAGAGUGUACACCAUCUCUAGUUGCAGCAAGGCUUGAGGAAGAAGAAAGGAGAAACAACCAGCAUCUGAGAGAGGAGCAAGAUGCUGCAUAUAGAGCAGCACUUGAAGCUGAUCAAGCUAGAGAGCGUCAGAGAAAAGAAGAACAAGAGAGGUUGGAAAGAGAAGCUGCAGAAGCUGAGAGGAAGCAUAAGGAGGAAGAAGAGACUCGGGAAAAAGCAGCUCGUGAAGCUGCUGAAAAGGAAGCUGUUUUAGCUAGAAGGCGGCAAGAGAAAGCAAUAUCACUGGGUGUUGAACCUGAAAAAGGACCGGAUGUUACACAAGUUCUUGUCCGAUUUCCUUCUGGAGAGCGCAAGGAAAGAAAGUUCCACAGUUCAGCUAUGAUCACCUCCCUCUAUGACUAUGUUGAUUCUUUGGAUUGCUUUAAAGUUGAGAAAUACACCCUGGUCUCAAACUUCCCUCGCAUCUCCUAUGGUCCAGAAAAGCAUUCACUGACAUUGAAAGAAGCAGGAUUGCAUCCACAAGCAAGCUUAUUUGUUGAGGUGGACUCAUGAUCGGAAUUAUCAGGGGAUGAUGUCCUGGUGUUUAAACAUGAAAAUUUUAUGCCCAGUGUAGAUAUUUCUUUUACUUACUUUUAAUACAAGGAAAGUAGAGGUAAGUACUUCACUGUGUGAGCAUUUCCCUGAUAUACUGCCCUCUGUACGUUUAGGUUAUCAUAAAAAUACAUUAUAAUACUUCUGUGAAGAUCAGUUCGCUGUUUUUCCCUCUUAUGCAAUAAAGUAACGAUCCCAUUCUCAGUU